AUGUUCAAAUUGGUCAACCGUUCCAGAUCUAUGAAGAGCAUGAGGACUGGUGGAGGGGCCCCCGGUGGUGCGCAGACGCACGGCCCAGAGUCCCCCGUCCUGGGGGAGCCGGGUCUUGUGUCAAGUUUCCAACUGGCCAAGGAAGACUCGAGCCUCUCUCAAAACGAGAGCGUGCCCUCCUUCUCCUCAGAGGGUGCUGCCGCCGACGCCGCCGCCGUCGUCGAAGCUCGUAACACGUACCGCCAUCGCCCGCUGCCUACACCUCCUCGCUCCAAGGCAUCAUCAACAAUGGCCGAGCGGCCGAGCACCAGCGGAGGGCUCUCCCCUCAUAACAACAGCACUGCCAGCUUCAGGUCUUUUGCCGACAGACGGAUUUCCAAGGAUGACAUGUACAUCAGGCCUCAGUCGUCGGCGCGCGGAGGCUUCAAAUCGUACCACAUCCCGAUACGGGACAACCCAGCAUCCCCGGUAGAGAGUCCCGGCGACUUUUCACCGGCUCGGACAUUCACCGUCAGGACGCAGACGCCAGACUCGAUGGACAGCAACAUGGGAACGAUUGCGAUUGGCAUGGCGAUAGGAAGCCCGACUCACAUCCCACCCGAGUUCUCGUCGCCGCCACCACCACCCGCACAGCCGAGAAACGACUGGCAACCGCAGGCGUCGAGCAUGAGCACCAGCAUGAUGAGAGCCUCACCAGAGCCUCUACCCUCGCCGAUGGAGACCGCGGAACCCGUACCGGCGCCGAAACAGAAGUCGGGGCGAUGGAAGUUGUUUGGACGCUCAAAGAGCAAGAGGCUCGCCUCAUCACCCGUCGCCAUCUCACAACCAAUGAAUCUCCAGCAACCAAUGGCCAGCACCCGGGAGUUCGAGAGCCUACCACCGAGCAAUCAGGCGACUGAUCUGGGAAGACGAAACACCGAGAGGAGACCGGGGGACAGCAAACCGGCCAUGGUCCGCUCACAAACCGCGGGGCCGAUGGCCGCGCCGCCCAGCCCGAAGGAGCAGAAGCCGCCAAAGCUGCUCAGCAGGAUGGCAUCAACACGGUCAACCCGUGAAAAGGUGAAGAAGUCGGACAUUUCCGCGCCGGUACACGUAUCGAUGCAUGUGCCUGCGCUCCCCACGAAGCCCGCAGGAAACUUUUUGGACGUGGAGAUCCCGAGCAUCAACAUGGAGCGGUAUAGCGUCAUGUUUGGCGGCAUCCUGCAGCCGCAAGGAUCGCCGGGACAGCAGGCGCAGCAACAGCAACAGCAACAGGGGGCGUCUGCAUUGUUGGCGAGGCGGCAGGCCACGCUGGACAGGCUCAAGACGAUUAACGACCAGGUCAUGAAGGAGGAGGAGGAGAAGGAGCGGAUGAGGGGUAGGAGCGCGACGUCACCGCAACCCCUCAAGUCGCCAGCCUUUUCGCUGUCGUUGUUCCCGGCGACGCCCUCGGAAUCGGCCAACAACCCGCCUGCGUCGCCUCGCCACCGCUCGCAUACGUCGCCGUUCCCGUCCCCGUCGAGGUCCAGCUUCGACCCUCCGCGACCCCGUUACUACCUCGAGGCCGUGAAGGCGGAGGCCUCGGGAAGAGCCAGGACCGCGACCCCAGACUCGAUGAGGGCGCCCCAGGACGUUCCGAUCGGCUUCGCCUUCGGGCCCGAGCAGUCCGGUCUCCUCCUCGACUCUCCCACCGACGAUCGGGAGUCGGAGGAGAUUCACCUGACGGAGCAGCUGAAGCCUACCAUUUACGAGCCCGCGUGGCAGAUGAUUACGCAGUCCGACUCCACGGCGCCCUCGAGCGCGGCCCCGAGCGCCAAGGACCGAUCGCCCGCUUCCGUGUCGUCGGCCCACACGCACGUCACGAAGCCUUCCCUUGACGAGUCGGAGCCCGACGACGCCCUGAAGGCUGCCGUCGAGAUCUCCAUUGCGCGCCAGAUCAGCAUCUCAAGGUCGCAGCGCCGGAUGCUCCGGCCGCUCAAGACGCCGGCCCUUCCCUCCGGAAGCCCCAGCAUGAGGAGCCCGGUGAGCGUGAACACGGUCACCAUUGGCAGGAACGAACGCCUCUCGUCAACAAAGAGCUCGACGCCGACGCUCAUCAGCCCCGGGGAGACGUUUGAGCAGCAGAUUGCGCAGAAUCGCAAGAGUGAGCGCAUCAUUGUCGAGGGAGAAUAA
Messenger RNA from Colletotrichum gloeosporioides, 2151 nucleotides. RefSeq lists its product as uncharacterized. The record is from RefSeq and is a predicted model, not a curated record. The transcript has a single exon. The coding region runs from base 1 to 2151 and encodes 716 amino acids. Lineage: Eukaryota; Fungi; Ascomycota; Sordariomycetes; Glomerellales; Glomerellaceae.